UCUUUGCUUACUACGUUGUCUCUUGGUGACAGACUCGAGUAUUGUUUGACUCACACGGAAACUGCCGAAAAUCAUGACAAAUGUUAUCUAGCUGAAAGGGGGAUUACCGACCUUUUGCUCACUAACCAUCCUCGAAGAUGAUGAAUAAUCUGUUUUCCGCGGUUAAAUUAUUGUCAGGGCCUGAAAUUUUUUUCGCAUGUAUAAAGGCGGCCGACGAUGAUGAGAAGGCAUCAACCUCCCCCAAGCUCUCCUUUCCCUCACCCCCUAGAAUUGUAUCGCCAUGGUCCAAGACAUUUUCCGCGACUCGACCAUUGGCCAGGCCAUCAACUACAUCUCAAAUGGCCGUAUCUUUCCCUACGCUGAUCAGCGACCAGACUUCAAAGUCUCUUCGCAUUUCCUCCUUCCAUCAUCUCAAAGACCGUCGACAAUUGUGUCCCCAGAAUCCGACGCGACAACGCUGUGCGGUGACCUAGAAAAAUCUAGAGGUCCAUCAACACCAGGAGUACAACUCACGAGGGAGUCCACUCUGUCUGUAGAUCUUGAUUCAGAGAAGCAAAAGCAGAUCGAUGUUGCUCUCAGCUCAGAUCCAUACAUAGUAGGGUGGUACGGCGACGACGAUCAGGAUAAUCCAAGAAACUGGUCUCCUGCGAAACGCGCCUUUGUCGCGUUCAGCAUCAGUUUUUUGACCUUCAGCGUGUAUAUCGGCUCAGCCAUCUACACACCGUCGAUUCCCGGCUUGAUGGAAGACUUUAAUGUCACUCAGACCACCGCCACUCUCGGUCUCACGCUGUAUGUUCUUGCGUACGGUAUCGGACCCAUGUUUUUGGCGCCUCUUCAAGAACUUCCGGGGAUAGGCCGUAACCCGGUGUACAUGGCUACACUGUUCCUAUUCGUCAUCUUCCAGAUACCCGUCGCUGUCGCCAGAAACAUGAGCACGGUUCUGGCGUUCCGAUUCCUCACCGGGUUUGUCGGCAGCCCUGCCCUCGCUACGGGAGGUGCAUCCAUGGCGGACAUCUAUCCUAUGCAUCAAUUCCCAUACGUUCUGGGCAUCUGGGCGCUCGGAGCUGUUGCUGGUCCCAUUACCGGUCCAGUUAUCGGAGGAUUCGCAGCCCAGGCUAACGGAUGGAGGUGGCCUCAGUACGAACUCAUCUGGAUCGCCGGAUUUGCGCUUAUCUUCCUUCUGCUGCUUCUGCCUGAGACCUACGAGCCAACCAUCCUGUUGAAGCGCGCACAGCGACUUAGGAAGCUCACAGGAAAUCAGGAGUUGAGGUCACAAAGCGAGAAGGACAAAGAGGGCGAGUCUUUCGGAGAGGUGAUGCAGGAGGCACUGAUCCGUCCCUUCAUUCUUGCCAAGGAGCCAGUUUUGAUGUUCGCAAACGUCUAUCUUGGAUUUGUCUACGCUAUCUUUUACCUGUGGUUCGAAGCUUUCCCGCUUGUUUUUACCGACAUCUACAAUUUCAACUUGGGCGUCAGUGGCCUGCCUUUCCUUGGAUUUGUUGUAUCCGGCGCCAUCACUUACACUGCAUACGUUUUCUAUCAGAAAUAUCACAUUGCACCUAGGUUCGCCAAAGCUGCAGCUGCAGGCGUCGACAUUGCACCAGAGAUUCGCUUAGAGAUCGGUUUAAUUGCAAGCAUCUUCAUCCCGACUAGCGUUCUCAUAUUUGGAUUCACCUCGAAGGAGAGCAUUCACUGGAUUGUUCCCAUCAUCGGCUCCGCGCUCUACCUCCCGGGCAUCUACCUCACCUUCCAAAGCAUCCUGACAUAUAUAACUUCAGCAUACCCUACUUACGCCGCAUCGGUCCUCGCUGGUAACGACCUCUUCCGCUCCGCCAUCGCCAGCGUCUUUCCACUCUUUGGACGUGCGUUCUUUGUCAACCUCGGUCUGGGCCCGGGAUCUGCCCUCCUCGCUGGUAUCUCCUUCCUGCUUAUGCCGGUGUUUUGGGUACGUCGCAUUCAAGUCCAUACUAUUUUUACAAGCUGACCCUUUUGUUACAGUCACUGUGGAAAUGGGGACAUGUCUUGAGGAAGCGCUCGGCCUAUGCGGCGAGCCCAUAAAAAACGCUCAGCACCUCCCACUACUUUUAAUCAGCUUUCGCUGCUGUCUUUGCGCUACGAAAAGGGAACGGCGUGCCAAAUGGCAAGAACUUGGAACGAUUUGGAAUAUACCAAAUGGAACGUGCCUGCACGAUAGAGUCAUAUAGAGCUAUAUCACUAGUAACUUGCAUCGUUUGUAUUUCUAGGCAUUGAGACAACGAAUACCAAUCUAUAUUAAUUCAAGAAAACUAUUUGAUCGAG
Messenger RNA from Desarmillaria tabescens, 2295 nucleotides. RefSeq names its product major facilitator superfamily domain-containing protein. The transcript is spliced from 5 exons. The record is from RefSeq and is a predicted model, not a curated record. Gene Ontology annotation, cellular component: plasma membrane. Gene Ontology annotation, molecular function: fluconazole transmembrane transporter activity. NCBI's taxonomy places the organism in Eukaryota, Fungi, Basidiomycota, Agaricomycetes, Agaricales, Physalacriaceae. Gene Ontology annotation, biological process: xenobiotic detoxification by transmembrane export across the plasma membrane. Bases 281 to 1981 code for a protein of 566 amino acids.